Messenger RNA from Astyanax mexicanus (Mexican tetra), 765 nucleotides. RefSeq names its product heat shock 10 protein 1 (gene hspe1). The record is from RefSeq and is a predicted model, not a curated record. The coding region runs from base 332 to 637 and encodes 101 amino acids. Gene Ontology annotation, molecular function: metal ion binding; ATP binding; protein folding chaperone. The transcript is spliced from 4 exons. Gene Ontology annotation, cellular component: mitochondrial matrix. NCBI's taxonomy places the organism in Eukaryota, Metazoa, Chordata, Actinopteri, Characiformes, Acestrorhamphidae.
AAAAAAGCGAGGUCAGGGGUGGGUGUUGCGAAAUCACGCUGCACGAAAGAAAACGUCUUUUUUGGGCGAAAAACGCAUUAUUUAUCCCUGUGUUUCAGACGUAGAGAUCAGUAUUAAUAAACGUCUUCGUGCUGUUCAUUCACUUUGUUGUGAAACAGCUCUAAAACAUAGAAAAGCGCAGUUUAGUAAGACAGGGUGCAUCGCGCAUGCGCGUUUGACUUCUAGAUAUUUCUUCACGUGUUCCCCCUCUGUGUGCUCAGUUAGUCAGUCCGUGUGGCCCACUCGCUGCUUUAAGCCGGUAACAGCUCUACCUAACACAUCAACCGCAGACAUGGCCAAAGCUUUCCGGAAAUUUCUCCCAAUGUUCGACCGUGUGCUGGUGGAGCGGUUAGCUGCAGAGUCUGUGACUAAAGGAGGAAUCAUGCUUCCAGAAAAGUCACAAGGAAAAGUGCUGCAGGCCACAGUGGUGGCAGUGGGACCCGGAGCUCUCAACAAGAGUGGAGAUGUGACGCCGGUCAGUGUUAAAGUAGGAGAGAAGGUCCUACUUCCAGAAUAUGGAGGCACUAAAGUCAUUCUUGAAGAUAAGGACUAUUUCCUGUUCCGGGAUGCAGAUAUUCUAGGAAAAUAUGUGGACUAAUGUCUGUUGGAGCUUUUUGUCGUCCUUGAUGAGUGAAGAAAAUGGUUGUUCCACGUUUUUCUUUUCUAUGUCAUUCAACUGUAAAUAAUUAUAAUGUUUUGUUACAUUAAUAAACUGAACUUGGGGGA